Messenger RNA from Epinephelus fuscoguttatus (brown-marbled grouper), 5851 nucleotides. It is a transcript of the gene anks1b, whose product is annotated as ankyrin repeat and sterile alpha motif domain containing 1B. NCBI's taxonomy places the organism in Eukaryota, Metazoa, Chordata, Actinopteri, Perciformes, Serranidae. Bases 563 to 4579 code for a protein of 1338 amino acids. Gene Ontology annotation, cellular component: cytosol. The record is from RefSeq and is a predicted model, not a curated record. The transcript has 28 exons. Gene Ontology annotation, molecular function: protein binding.
GCAACACGGAGAGGCACCGGUCAGUGCGGUAGGCUCGGGGAAGAGAGGUGGCGAGUACAGCGGGACUGGAGAGCUUCUUGUGGUGGCGGACAGGGUUUCACCUCCCGCCUGUGAUCACCUGGAGCCUCAGAGCAGACAGGAGCCUCUGCUCGGACAGAGGCGGAGUUUUCUUCUUGUAAACCAGGCUCACUCUUUUACUUCACACUUAAGGGAUUCGCUUCGGUGCCCCCGGUUCCCCCCGCUGCGCUUGUUUGCACUGAGGUUACACCGGGGAGUCGUGCACGUCAGCGGACUAACACAAGAGGAGAUUACGGAGCCGUGCGUGUGAAUGGACUGAGGUUACAAGACACCGGGGGGAGCAGUGCACGUCAAACCUGCUCUGCAGCAUCAAUAACACCUAUUUCACCGUGCAGCUGCAGCAGCAUGCAGUGAGAGGAAUCCUUUCAGAUGCUUUCCCACUCCAGACAGUGAAGGAAGGGGUCGGAGGGGAGGAGGCAGGAGGGGGAUAUAUGGGAGAUUUGUUGGAUUUUCAUCACCCCGUCGUUGCAAACUUGUGUCCGGGAUGGGGAAGGAGCAGGAGCUGCUGGAAGCCGCCCGGACCGGGAAUGUCGCCCUGGUGGAGAAAUUGUUGAGUGGGAAGAAGGGGAUUCUGGGGUCAGGCUCCGGCUCCAUCCCUCUGCCCAACCUACUAAGCAUGUGGAAGGGCCUGAAUGUGAACUGCACGGACAGCACGGGAUACACACCUUUGCAUCAUGCUGCACUUAAUGGACACAGGGAAGUGGUGCUAAAGCUGCUCCAGUUUGAGGCAUCCACAAAUGUGGCCGACAGCAAGGGCUGCUUCCCUCUGCACCUGGCUGCCUGGAGGGGAGACGUGGACAUCGUCCGCAUUCUCAUCCACCACGGACCCUCGCACUGCCGCGUCAACCAACAGAACCAUGAGAAGGAAACAGCGCUUCACUGUGCAGCCCAGUACGGACACUCUGAGGUGGUGUCAGUGCUGCUUCAGGAGCUGACUGACCCCACCAUGAGAAACAGCCAACAGGAGACACCUCUGGACCUGGCAGCGCUGUAUGGACGCCUUCAGGUGGUGCGCAUGUUGGUGAGCGCUCACCCCAACCUUAUGACCAGCCACACUCGCCGACACACUCCGCUUCACCUGGCUGCACGCAACGGACACCACAGCACUGUCCAGACGCUGCUCGAGGCCGGCAUGGAUGUCAACUGUGUGACCGAGAAUGGCAGUGCCCUCCACGAGGCAGCUCUCUAUGGGAAGAUGGAUGUAGUUCGCCUCCUGCUUGACUCAGAAAUCGACACCAGUCUGAGAGACAGCCAGGGGAGAACAGCUCUGGAGAUCCUGAGAGAACAUCCUGCACCGAAAUCCCAGCAGAUCACUGCUCUUAUUCAAGAAUAUAUGAUGGACGACUCAGACAGGAAGAGUAUCGUGGAGGAGCCUGUUCGCAAGUGUCCCGUCCCCGCACCUCGAACCUCUGUCCCCUCGCCCUCUGCCUCCCCCUCCCUCAGACACAAGAAUGAUGCUGUGACAAGUGAGCUGUCCAAACUGCUCCACGAGAUCAAGAAGUGCCGGGACAGGGACUACUCCUUUGAGGAGCUCUGCCACACCAUCUCCUCCCACUCCAUGGACAGCUUUGGCAGCGGGCGGCUCUCUGACGAGGAGCGCCCGGAUCGACCCAAUGGCACCCUGACCCGCGUCAAGCGGCCGACCCCACCUCUCGCCAUGGCCCUGGAAGAGGAUGAGGCAGAAAAGAGUUGCGGCCCCACUGGAUUCUGGGAGGCCCUGACGCCCUGCAAUGGCUGCCACAACCUCGGCUUUUCCAGCCUGUCACAGGAUUCAAAGCGUUCAGCAGAAAUUGUCGCUUCUCCGUCUCUGGAUGUUUUUCUGCCAGAGGACGAGGACAACCCUUACGAGUCUGUGACCACAGCCGUCACACGCAAGCCCUGCUCACUCGAUAUCAACCACCGGCUCAACGCCUGUCCACGCAAUGGUCACUUGUCCCAUGUAACAGUGAGUGAGGGGGAGCCCGGUAACCAUAGCAACUGCUCAACAGGCCCCACUCCAGACUGCUCCCCUCCCUCCCCCGACACGGCCCUGAAGAACAUAGAGAGAGUCAUCCGCCCACAGCCCAAGCAGCGCACCUCUCUGUCUUCAUCCCUGGACGUCCAGAGGCCGGUCAACCAUAGCUGUGAGCCCAGCGAGGUGAGCUCGUCCCUGGGCUACGCCAGCUUCAGCACCAGCCCCCCUGCCAGCCCGCCGCUCAGCCCCAACCAGGAGGACUCCGCAGGCUCCAACGACGACUGUCAGCUCGCAGACGACGGACCGUACCAGCGAGACCCAGCUCCUCCUCCUCUCUGCUCUUCCUCCACAUCCAACGCUCUGUUGGAGGAGCGCAGGAAGAGCCACGUCCCAGAGGAGUUUGCAGGCCUCCUUCAUGGCUCUUCCCCGGCUUGUGAAACUCCCGAUACACCUUACCAUCUUUACAACCCCAAACCCCGAAAAUAUGCCUCUACGGAUGUCCAGAGCAGCCUGCUACAGACCCCGGAGUUCAGCAUCGUGAUCGGAGGAGGACCCACUCAAAUCUUCUCCAGGACAGGGAGCGGGUCAUCACCUCAGAAGACUGCCAACGACCCCAAGAAGCCACAGGUUGUGUACCGGACUAUCUUCCACACAAGGGUCAACCAGGACCAGGCCCGACCCGCGAUAUACGAGCAGGCGGAUCCACCUUGUGGCUGGUCUACGCUGGGCCACCCACCGUCCUGCUUAUCUGGUCAAAACGGGGAAGUUCCAGAGUUACGGGGGACACAGACAGGAGGUGUGCCCAAGGGCAGUUUAUCAGGUGCAGGCUACGAAGAGAGGGCUUGCACCCUGGGGAGGAUGAGGUCCAUGCCCCGUAGUGUGUUGGACCUGCAGCUGUCCAAGUCUCUGUCCAAGUCUGAUUCCAACCUGGUAGCUGUGUCUCCCAUACAGGAGGAGCACGGCUGGGGGUCUGGAUCUCGUGGCCAGGGGCCUGGAAGUCCCAGCCCAGGAGAGGGUGCCAGCCCAGGGGGGAGACUGGAGAGAACGCCUUCCUUCACUGCUGAGUGGGAAGAGAUCGACAAGAUUAUGAGCUCCAUUGGGGCAGGAAUAGGCAGCGGACUGGACAUUAAGGAGGACACCUCAGGUCCCCGCUGCCCGCUGCAGUCCGUGGGCCAGUGGCUUGACUCCAUCGGCCUAGUCCAGUAUGAGAACCACCUGCUGGCCAAUGGAUUUGACAACGUCCAGUUUAUGGGCAGCAAUGUGGUGGAAGAUCAGGACCUGCUGGAGAUUGGGAUCCUCAACUCGGCCCACAGACAACGCCUCCUGCAGGCCAUACGGCUGCUGCCCAGGGUGCGACCCGUCGGUUACGAUGGCAACAACCCUACGUCGGUGGCAGAGUGGCUGGAGUCGUUGGAGCUCGGCGACUACACCAAGUCUUUCCUCAUCAACGGUUACACCUCCAUGGAGCUGGUCAAGAAGAUCUGGGAGAUCGAGCUCAUCAAUGUAUUGAAGAUCAGUCUUAUCGGACACAGAAAACGGAUCCUCGCCUCACUGGGGGACCGGCUACACGAAGACACCCCACAGAAACCUCCGCGGGCCAUCUCCCUAAGGGAGCCCGGCGGGAACCACACUCCUCCCCAGCUCAGCCCGUCAGUCGGCCAGGCAGCGUACACGGCGGGGGUCCCGGGCGGAUCUCUGGACGUGCAGCACCUCAUCAUGCAGGCGGACGCCCGGCGCAGGCAGCGCAGCAAUGACAACUACUUCGACGACGUGCCGCGAUCCAAGCUGGAGCGACAGAUGGCCCAAGUCAGCAUGGCAGGCGAGUGGUGCGAGCCGAUCACGUUGCGUCCGCCCAACGAGGCCACCUCGUCCACUCCAGUGCAGUACUGGCAGCAUCACCCCGAGAAACUCAUCUUUCAGUCCUGUGACUACGAAGCCUACUACCUGGGCUCCAUGCUGGUGAAGGAGCUCAGAGGGACGGAGUCCACACAAGACGCUUGUGCCAAAAUGAGGAAGUCGACAGAACAGAUGAAGAAGGUGCCGACUAUCGUGCUCUCCGUGUCCUACAAAGGAGUCAAGUUCAUUGACGCCACAAAUAAGAACAUCAUAGCAGAACAUGAGAUUCGUAACAUCUCGUGUGCGGCUCAGGAUCCAGAGGAUCUGUCUACAUUUGCCUACAUCACCAAAGACCUCAAGUCCAGUCACCACUACUGCCACGUCUUCACUGCUUUUGAUGUGAACCUGGCGUACGAGAUCAUUCUGACACUCGGCCAGGCCUUCGAGGUGGCCUACCAGCUGGCCCUGCAGGCCAGGAAGAGCGGCCACGGAUCGUCCACACUGCCUGAGAGCUUUGACAGCAAGCCCAGCAAACCUGUCCCCAAACCUCGAGUCAACAUCCGCAAAACGAUGGAGCAGCCAUCCAUGGACCAGAAGGGCCACGCCAACGUGCCAUGGAUUGUGGAGCCGGGUCAGGAGGCCAAGAGAGGAGUCAACACCAAGGCAAUGCCGGACGCUCAUGUCUAUUACUGUGGAAUGCAAAGAAUGUAGCCAGCCCUAAACACGGACCUUGUCACACAUACAAUGCAAAAUGGACUACAAAAGGACUGCAAACAUGGAUGCUACUCCACAGUGUUUAAGGUUGACUACCAAAUUUUGACACCAUUCAUCCACAUGAUGCUUGACACAGUAAACAUACGACAGACACUUAUACACACUAACAGGACUGCAUCUUGACAGACGACGGUCUGCUCUGAAUGUACACUUAUUUGAAAGCAGCCUCAACUUUCUGCAACUACAGCAGGAUCGGUUUUUAUGCGCCCAACUGGGAGGCGUGACGUGAACUUUUUGGGCAGUCACAGCAUCUCCAUGGAGACUGUGAGUAUGGUUACAGGGCAUCUGUUGGUAACAGACAAUGGGCUUGCUAAAGGCACCACUGGGCAUGUGUCAGUGUUGGAAUGGGCAUGGGUUUGAGGACGUCUGGCUGGCUCUUUCGGUCUUUUUAUUUUCUUUUAAGUCAGAAAAUAAUACAGAGAUAUAUGCACAAGCGUGUAAAUGUGAUUGGACUAGCUGCAAAGCGCUGGAGAUGCAACAGGUGUGUCCCACAACGGACGAUGUACCUAUGUGAACAAAACAGCAUCUGGCGUUUAAAAAAAAAAAAAAAAAAAAAGUAUUCUAUUCGUAUUGCCCGACAUUUUAAUGUUUAUUAUGAGAGUAUUAUAUUACCAUGAUGAUUAUGAUUAUUCUUGUGCAAUUCUUGUCUACUGUUGUCUUAAUGUUACAUUAUUUUUCUAUGAUAUGAUGAGAUGAAAACCUUGGGCUUGAGAAUGAUGGCCAUCCUUUAAAAAAUCUGAAACUAUAUGAUCAUACUUGUACACAGAGUGAAUGUUGCAGGUGGCUAGCUAACUCUUGUCAGGUCAACCCUCCGUCAUUUCUCAUGGGGCUCUACUCUUAUCUAGCAGAUGUACUAUUUUAAACGCAGUAUUACUGUAUUAUUUGGAUGAGACAUUAUCCAAUUAUAAAAUGUACAUAGAUAUUUUGCCAACUCAUUGUUCAUACAUGUAAUGUAAAAGAGAAAAGAAUAAAGGACUCACAGUACGUGGCACUGGAAACAAGGUACCAAAAUAAAGGUUGGAAAUGAAAAGAAGUGGUAGAUUGUAGAGAUUGUAUUUUGAGUGAAAACUGAAAUGGGUUAUAUGGUGACAUCACUGCUGACCAACUUAUGUACAUAGGCUUGGGCUUCCAGCACACUGAUUUUUGUAAUUUUGGCCAUUAUUUAUAUCCUUGUAAAGCACAUGGAAUAAAAUAUGACUUGUAAAACCA